AUGUCGACGACCUCUCGCCACUGCGAUACCAUCCUGCAGGCUCUACCAGAUUGGCCAUCCUUGGUCGAGUCGCAGGAGCUUUUAGACCUAGUUGUGCUCAAUGUUGGCAUCUCACAACAACUUUUCGAUGUUCGGCUAUUUUCCGACAUGCUCUCUCGCCUGUAUCAAGGGCCCGCUGCCAAAGAACCCCCUUCAAGGCUGUGGCUUGUCGAAGCGCUCCUCGUUAUGGCUGUAGGCAGGCUGUUGCAGGCGAAGCCGGUCUUGCCCGGCGAGGAUACCCCAGGUGCAUCGUUAUUUCGUGAGGCUACCAAGUGUCUUCCUGGAGUUUCUGUUCUCAAAAGCCAUGGGAUCCUCGGGAUUGAAGUCGUGGCACUCAGCGCUCAAUAUCUUCAAAUCGUGGAUCGAAAGGAUGAAGCAUAUGUACAGGCAAGCCUGGCGCUGCAUCUUGCUGUUGUACGCGGCAUGCAUAAGGCAGGUGGCGAUCAAAUGCUCCCUAGGUCUGAAGCAGUACACCGGAACCGACUAUGGUGGUCUAUAUAUAUGCAACAAAGGCGCCUCGCAGCGGCAGGAGGGUAUCCUAUUUCACUGCAUGACGAAGCCAUCACGGUAGAUCCUCCAAGUGACUUCCCCGGUUUCCCUUCUUCGAGUGCAAUUGCAAUGAACGUUUUAGCUGCCAGAAUUACCGGUCAAACUAUAUGGACUAUCUACACCGAUAAGGGUUCUUCUGAGCCAUCCUUCGUAGAAGAUGUCCAGAAUAUCUUCGUCUCUAUCGAAGGCCUUGAGCAAAGAUUGCCAACUGAAUACAUCAUGGUUCUGGAAGGCUCACAGAUCCACGUUGGUGGCCUUCCGUUCAGCAAGACAGCUCAGACCGUAGCACGGACAAGUUCUUCCCUGUAUUUAUCCAUUUUUCAGGCGUUCAUUCACGCCGGGCGCCCUAUCCUUCUAUCGAUUGCACGGAGAAGCCACAAGGCGGACGAUCAACCGUACGGUCGUCCAAGUUCCGCCCUAAGACGGCUUGCAGAGAAGUGUGUGGAGGCUGCCAGCAAGAGCUUGAUGAUUCUACAAGAGCUUUGGAAUCGAGGCAUCAUGGGUGAGUAG
Molecule: messenger RNA, 1098 nt
Organism: Clonostachys solani
Lineage: Eukaryota; Fungi; Ascomycota; Sordariomycetes; Hypocreales; Bionectriaceae
Source: the annotation of a GenBank genome assembly